AUGUUGGUAAACGGCUUCCAGAAUGGAGAGGAGGAAGGGCCAACGAGCUGCGACGGCCAGUACCACAGCGACGACCUCUUCCUAGUGUCGAUGGCUUCAAAGUGGUACGGGCCUGGCCUCCUGUGCGGCAAGAUGAUCAGCAUCAAGAGAUUGAUCGGGAUCUCCGUGCAAACCAUGGUCGUGGAUGACUGCGGGGACGGCUACGGAGAUAACGGAAUCAGUACAGCGGCCGCUGUGUGGAAGGCCUUGGGGAUUGACACCAGCAUCGGCGAGGUUCCCGUCCUCUGGUCGGACGUCUAA
This is a messenger RNA of Triticum turgidum subsp. durum (durum wheat), 300 nucleotides long. Lineage: Eukaryota; Viridiplantae; Streptophyta; Magnoliopsida; Poales; Poaceae. The record is from the annotation of a GenBank genome assembly.